CAUUCUUCAUUUGGCAGCGGCAUCGGUGGCAUCUGCCGCAUCUGCGUCGAUUUGUUUGUGUUGAAUACGUAACGUAACAAAAUAUAAACGAAGUGUAAAAUCAGACCAGAACAAUAAUUUAAAGUGAAAUUUCAAGAUGGGAGUACCAGCAUUCUUUCGCUGGUUAAGUAGAAAAUACCCCAGCGUCAUUGUUGAAUGUAUUGAACAGAAGCCAACCGACGUUGAUGGCCAACUUGUGUACAUUGACUCUUCACUCCCAAACCCAAAUGGGGUGGAGUUUGACAAUCUGUACCUGGACAUGAAUGGUAUCAUUCAUCCGUGCACCCAUCCUGAAGACAAGCCACCCCCUAAGGAUGAAGACGAGAUGAUGGUGGCGAUCUUUGAGUGCAUCGACAGACUGUUCCGCAUUGUGCGACCCAGGAAGCUGCUCUACAUGGCUAUUGAUGGAGUGGCGCCCAGAGCUAAGAUGAACCAGCAGCGUUCCCGUCGUUUCCGUGCCUCCAAAGAGACCCAGGAGAAGAUCGACGAGAUUGCUCGCAUCCGCGACGAGUUGCUGGCUAAAGGUGCUUACCUGCCUCCAGAGAGGCCCAAGGAAGCUCACUUUGAUUCCAACUGCAUCACUCCUGGGACGCCCUUCAUGGACCGCCUCAGCAAAUGUCUGCACUAUUACAUUCAUGACAGAUUAAACAAUGACCCAGGAUGGAAGGGCAUUAAAGUGAUCCUGUCAGAUGCCAAUGUACCCGGCGAGGGAGAACACAAGAUCAUGGACUACAUCAGGCGGCAGCGGGUGCAACCGGACCAUGACCCAAACACUCAACACGUGCUGUGUGGAGCGGACGCGGAUCUAAUAAUGUUGGGGCUGGCUACGCAUGAACCCAACUUCACAAUUAUCCGUGAGGAGUUCAAGCCCAACAAGCCGCGCCCCUGCGAUGUCUGCGGACAGCUCGGACACGAAAUGAAGGAAUGUACAGGCACAAAUCCUGACGCGUCUCUAGUGAGAUCAGAUCCAGCAUUCGGCAACCAGGACAAUUUUAUAUUCGUCCGUCUGUCCGUCCUCCGGGAGUACUUGGAGAAGGAGCUGCAGAUGCCAAACCUCCCAUUCCCUUAUGACUUUGAGAGGGCGUUAGAUGACUGGGUGUUUAUGUGCUUCUUCGUGGGCAACGACUUCUUGCCACAUCUACCCAGCUUGGAGAUCCGCGAGGGCGCCGUGGAUCGGCUCGUGAACUUGUAUAAGAAGUGUGUUUAUAAAACUAGAGGUUGGCUCACAGACUCGGGCGACGUGAAGCUGGAGCGGGUGCAGGUGAUUAUGACAGAGCUCGGACACAUGGAGGACGAGAUCUUCAAGCGCCGACACCAGAACGAGAUCAACUUCAAGGCUAGAGAGAAGGUCAAGAAGAGGCAACAACAGCGCGUCAAUUUUGAGAUGCUGGAGAAGACGCAGUUUGCCCCUAUGGCUGUCGGACAGAAUCAGUCGAAGCCAAUGGAGAACGUACGUCGUGAGGCCGCCAACAUGCGCGUCGCCGGUAUGCAGAACGAAGCUGCUCAAGAAGCAGAGAAUCGUGGCCGCAAGCGGUCCGCCCAUGCGGCGGGGCUGGACGACGACGACGAUGACAAGAAUGACGAGGUGCGGCUGUGGGAGCAGGGGUUCAAGGAGAGGUACUACGAGAGCAAGUUCGAGGUCGCCAGGGACAACAUGGAGUUCCGGUACCGCGUGGCGCUGCAGUACGUGCGCGGGCUGUGCUGGGUGCUGCGCUACUACUACCAGGGCUGCGCCAGCUGGAAGUGGUACUUCCCGUACCACUACGCACCAUUUGCCUCAGACUUCGUCAACAUCUGCGGACUCUCCACCAAGUUCGAGGAGGGCACGCAACCUUUCCGUCCGCUAGAGCAGUUGAUGGGCGUGUUCCCUGCAGCCAGUUCCACUCACGUGCCUAAACCUUGGGCAAAGCUCAUGAGCGAUCCGUUUUCCCCAAUCAUCGACUUUUAUCCGACGGACUUCAAGAUCGACUUAAACGGCAAGAAGUUUGCCUGGCAGGGCGUGGCACUGCUACCCUUCGUCGACGAGGAGAGACUCUUCAAGGCACUGGAGCCCCACUAUGAUGACCUCACUGAGGCUGAGAAACUACGCAACAUCCGUGGCCACGACCGUCUAUACGUGGGCACGGCCAACGCCAGCUACUCGUUCCUGCUGGGACUGUACUCCAGCGCUGGGGGGAAGCUGAGGCAGCUCAUUGAGGACAAACACAAGUAUCCGUACCGCUGCGACGGGGUCACGGGGGACGUCAUGCUCAGCAAGGACUGUGUUGUUAUUGGAGGUCAGCUGCCAUCUCCAGUGAUAGGUCUGCAGCCAGUGCUGGGCAACCACGUGGUAUGUGUGAGGUUCGUGGACCCUGCGUACGACAAGGAGUUCCCGGCGAGACGACUAGAGGGCGCCCAGCAACCCCCGCGGGUACUCAAACCUGGGAACUUGUCACAUGAAGAGAAUAGGAACUGGAGGCCUCAGAUUGGCAUGGUCCGCUCCAACACGAUCGCGAGCAUGGAGGAGGCGGGCCGCCGCAUGCUGGGCCACCACCUGCCGCGCGGGAACUACGCCUCCAUACCGCCGCCGGAACAACAACAUCAUCGGUCACAGUCCUUCGGACCACGACCUGGCGGAUACAUUCCUUAUCAGAACCAAGCCGAAGGACGUAGUUACAGUUCUACGGGGCAGGAACAAGGCGGGGGUUACAACCGUAAUUAUAGCCAGGGUCCCCGUAACUAUGGGCAGAGAAACCAGGACUUUAGCCAGAACAGCCGCGGAUACCAGCCGGACCAGGGUCACCAGUCUAACCAAGGCUACCAGUCGAGUCAAGGUCACCAGUCCAACCAGGACAACCGACCUAUAAACAAGUACCAGCGCAAUUCCAAUUACGUCAGCAAUUACCAAGGAUACCAAUCACAGCAAUCGAAUCAGUCAAGAGAUAGAAACGCGGGAUCUAUCAGUAGCGGACACGGAUACAGGCCUCCAAAUCAAGGGUAUUCCAGCGCAGAAGGAUCACGAGACCCGAGGAGUAGAUAUAAUAGGGAUAGGAGACAACAUGGCAGGUCCUGGAACUAAUAUAAUUAUAUUUUUUAUAAUAAAUUGUAAGUAAUGAGAAAAUAGACGUUGUAUUGGUAAGAAAUCUGUCAUAAUGACAGUAUUUGAGACGCUCCCGUUGCACUCGCGGUAAAUAUAAGUUAAUGUAUGCAUAGGCAACAAAAAUAAACUUUGAGGAAAUUGUAAAAAAUAGCCAAGUUUAGUUCCAACGAAAUAUCACACUUGUUCAAAUCUAGCAUCACUAUGUAUCACAUUUUUACAGAUGAUUUCUUUCAAUCGACUGAAAAUGUACAAUGUAUUUGUAUAUCUUGUGUUAUAUGAAAUGAUGGCUAAAUUACAAAAUAUUAUACGUUCUAUACAGAAAAUACGUUUUAUGACGAAAAUACUGGUAACUUAUACCAGGUGCUUGAUUUAUGAAAUAUAAAUACAUUCAUGUUUAUGAUUCUUUUACGAUUACUGCAUUUGGUUUGAACGCUUACCGUUAUUCUUGAAUUGGUCAAAUCUAGUAGAUAUGGCGAACCACGGAGUUAAACUUACAUUAUUUGUGUGGAGGGUUACUCUUUAAAACAUUAAUAUCGUUAAGGACGUUGUAUUCUUUAUAUUUAUAUUGGAGAGAUUAAGAUUAUGAAUUGCAAUAUUUUGCUAGAUUCUAUAACAAAAUUUACGUGUUAUCGUAAAACUUUCGAGUUAAUGUUUUUUAAAAUAACCCUGUUUCGAAAAACUCGGUUUGUUUACACCCAACCAAUAACGUCGCCAUAUUGUAACUUUCAAGUCUAUGCAGUAAAUGUAUUUUAUUUCUGUACUUCUUCUGUUUCAGUCAUUUAAACGUUACUUAAAUUAAUCCUUAGCAUUUGUUUGCGAAACAAAAUCAAUAAGGAAUAGUUUAAGCAACCAUUACAUGUGUCCGAGUACGACAGUUUGACUUCACUUUGUCAAAUUGUAUUCACUCAAUUUAAAACAUUUUCUGACUUUGUACCUUCUAUUAAGGACUAUUAUGUCUUGUUGCGUGACGGCGGGUCACUGUUAUCUAGAAAUUGGGAAGAUGUUAACACCUUGACUGUCCGAAUGCAUAAUGCUAAGUCUUAAGAAAUAACUUUGUUAAAGUUAAUAGUUAUUUAAAAAGCUCUCUGGUUAUAGACAAACGUAAUAAAAUACAGUUAGUACCGCGCACCUAAGUUGCAUUAUUAAGUUGACUGCACAGUUGGUGCGGCGACUGGACAUCCGGCUGCCGUGCAACGUGUCGCGGGUUUCAUUCCCACACGGA
Messenger RNA from Spodoptera litura, 4340 nucleotides. It is a transcript of the gene Rat1, whose product is annotated as 5'-3' exoribonuclease 2 Rat1. NCBI's taxonomy places the organism in Eukaryota, Metazoa, Arthropoda, Insecta, Lepidoptera, Noctuidae. Gene Ontology annotation, molecular function: 5'-3' RNA exonuclease activity; RNA binding. The record is from RefSeq and is a predicted model, not a curated record. Gene Ontology annotation, biological process: nuclear-transcribed mRNA catabolic process. Gene Ontology annotation, cellular component: nucleus.